Synchiropus splendidus (mandarinfish) is the source of this 4612-nucleotide messenger RNA. RefSeq names its product neuronal pentraxin 2a (gene nptx2a). The record is from RefSeq and is a predicted model, not a curated record. Lineage: Eukaryota; Metazoa; Chordata; Actinopteri; Syngnathiformes; Callionymidae. The transcript has 5 exons. The coding region runs from base 397 to 1746 and encodes 449 amino acids.
AGAGCGGAAGCGCCAGUGCGCACCACCCCAUAAUAAUCGGGCUGUUCACCGUCGCUGUCAGUUCCACAGUUCCAGCGAACAGAGGAGACGAAUUAGUUCUUGAAAUAUCUUUUUUGAGGGAUUUGACGAGACCGGAGAAAACCAUUUUUAAAGGAGCGCAAAAUCCGAUUUUGAACUUUCCAGAUGAAAACCCGGCGAUAAGGAUCGAACAUUCGCUCGGUGGAUGAUUUUAUGAAGCUUAUUUGCACUGCGGAUUUAUUUCUGCCCCGUUUCUUGGCCCACUUUUAUUUGAGUUCUUGGCGGAAAGUCCGCACAUAUUCUUCGAAGUUCCUCUGGUCAUGUUUUGGUGAAAUCCCGUUUUAAGCUCGCUUUUUAUUCCGGGGGAAAUCGACAGGGAUGCUGACGGCACUAGUUUGGCUCUUGUACCUGGUCAGUGGACGCGCGGCUCGGACGCAGGAUGCCACAGGUAGCCGCUUCGUCUGUAACGCCAUCCCCCCGGGCGCGGAACCGGGCUGCGGAUACGAUCCAACUGGAAACCGAAUCCAGAGCAGCAGCCCUUUGGAGGACGAGCUUCGGAGUACGAUCAUCCAACUCCGCGAGACGAUCCUGCAACAAAAGGAGACCAUCGUGAGCCAGCAGGGGACAAUAAAGGAGCUGAACUCCAAACUGGCGCGCUGUGAGGCUGCUGCUGACGAGUCCUCGCAGGGCAAGUCCCGGGGUCAGGGCUCCAGGCGGAAAGAAUACGGCAAGAACACCAUGGGGGAUCUGCCUCGGGACCCCACUGAAACCAUAGACCAGCUGGGGAAGACCAUGCAGAGUCUUAAAGGUCGAUUAGAGAACUUAGAGCAGCAGAAUUUACGCCUGCCUGGCCUCAACGUCUCGGCCGGCAACCUGCCAGCCCUGACACCUCUGCCGCCGGAGCUGAGAGACAUCCUGCGCCAGCGACUGGGAGUGCUGGAGACCCAACUGCUGCGGAAGGUGGCCGAGCUGGAGGAGGAGAAGAGCCAGCUGUACAACGAAACGGCGGCUCACCGUCAGCGCACGGAAAGCGCUCUCAACUCUCUCCUGGAGAGGAUCACGGAGCUGGAGAAAAGUAAUAAUGCCUUCAAGUCGCCGGAGGACUUCAAGGUGUCGCUGUCUCUGCGUACUAACUACCUGUAUGGUCGCAUCAAGAAGAGCCUUCCGGAGAUGUACGCCUUCACUGUGUGCAUGUGGCUCAAGUCCAGCGCCAGUCCGGGAAUAGGAACGCCAUUUUCCUACGGUGUUCCCGGACAAGCCAACGAAAUAGUCCUCAUUGAGUGGGGGAACAACCCCAUUGAGCUUCUGGUCAACGACAAGGUGGCUCAACUUCCUCUGUCGGUGAGCGACGGCCGCUGGCACCACAUCUGCAUCACCUGGACGACAAGAGACGGCUACUGGGAGGCUUACCAGGACGGAGAGCGUCUGGGCACCGGGGACAACCUGGCCCCCUGGCACCCAAUUAAACCUGGAGGAGUCAUCAUCCUGGGCCAGGAGCAGGACAUAGUCGGAGGCCGCUUCGACGCCACCCAGGCUUUUGUCGGGGAGCUGAGCCAGUUCAACAUGUGGGACCGAGUACUGCGGCCCGUCGACAUCGUUGGUCUCGCCAACUGCUCCGCCUACAUGCCCGGGAACGUGGUCCCCUGGAUCGACGCCAACGUGGAGGUCUUCGGCGGCGCUACGAAAAGUGCUUUGGAGAUUUGCGAAGAUCGCGCCUUCGAUUCUUAAGGAAGGUCAUCUGGAGCUGACUGAUCUCAACGUGUAUUCAUGCGGCCUGGAUUCGUAGAGAAUGGCUCCCAGAUUCACAUGGUGUCCAUUAGCAACUAUAAAGGCUCAGCAGGAGACCAAAAAAAAAGCCCAAGAGAAGAGUUAGUGUUGCAUCAGUUCGCACCAAUGCCACGACGCUUUUGCCAUCGUUUUCUUCUUUGUUGACUCCUCUUUAAAAGGUCUUUUCGGUUGCUUUGUUGGAGAUGCUGCACUGUAUUUUUGUGAGCUGGAGGCUUUGAUGUGCUCUGAGUUACGUGCUAGACAUGCUGUGUGCUUCCUCGCUGGCUGGUCGAGGCAUCGGGAGGAUGAGAAUCCUCAGAUGCGGACAAAAUCAAGCGACGCCGUUGGUUACUCCGCCACAUCCCAUCAUGGCUGAUCGUCAGGUGUUCAUGCAUGAGCCCAAGCAAGACAUGGAAGUGCAUGUGUUCUGUCUGCACACAGAAAGCGAAGGGUGUGUUGCGUAAGAGUGUGUGUUGUCUUGGUGAGAUUAUAAGAGAGGACAUUUUCAUUCUUGUAAAUCUAUGCUUAAUACCUCUCUGCCCCUUGAGCAGCUGCCACAACCAGCUUUGUGGAUGCGUUGGCUCCGCUCAGGUUAAUAGCGGCGUCGGACAUCUGCCCGGGAUGAGCUCAGCCGGCAGUGUGGACGGCAGCCGACUACCCAGAGAGGACAGGAGCGGGAGCUUGACCUUCACUGACGGCCCUUAAUUCCUUCUCUAUUCCUGUUUAUGAAUGAUUAUCGCAGCAGGAGACGCCAGUGUCCGUCAAAGCUUAGCGGAUCAUUACUGACAGAAAAGGGAUUUCGUCUCGCCGGCACACAGAUGCACAAUACUAGCAGGCAACAGCAGCAUUUUUUUAGAGCAACGUUCACUGUUUUUGAUGCUUUGUUGUUGCUAAAUGAAUGUCAGAGCUCAAUGUUGUGUCUUCAUAAUUUUUGGAACACUGAGUUAUCGUAGCCAGGCAGGAAACAAUGACUCAUAGAGAGCCUUUGUUAUUAAAAAUCCUGACAACUUAAAUUAAGAAUGACUUGUUUGGACUCUUGUGUGCUCCGUUGUUUACAAAUGAAAAUACAUAGAUAAGCACCUUCGAACAACCUUUUAUGGUUCAACUAUUCAGCAAAGUUGACUUUGUUUUGAGCCUGACUCACGGCUAUGCAGGGGUCACCUCGCAUAUGAAGGGCGAGAGGAAAGGUUGCGGGGUCGCACAAUGUUUAUGUAAACAAACAUGUUGAUAAAGUAUAAUAAUAAGGGAAAAAAUACACGUCUUGAACUGUUGCUAAAUUACAGGAAGGCCACUGAAAAGAGCAUCAAAACAAGCUAGAACAUUAGCUGUGAUGAGGAAUUGAAUAACUUUCAUACAUGCGAAUUAUUAUUAUAAAUUAUACACUUUUAUCAUGACUAUAUUAUAAAGUAUAAAAUAUAUUUGUGAAUAAACCUUUGUAUUAAUGAACAUUUUAAGACCCUAAAAACAGUGUACUGUUUGAAACGUUAAAUAUUUAUUUAUUUAUAUGAAUAAUAGCCAUUUGCAACAACAAGUGAACUGACAUAUUUAUAUGAACUCUUUAUUUUGAUUAGGUUGUUAAAAAGCAUCUAGCAUAACACCAUAGCUGUGAAAAUAGGAAUGACAUUGAUGAAAAAUGGAUUCGAUUAACAAUAAGUUAUUUCACAUUAAUAAACUGGAUUAUUUUUAAUGAUGUGCGUGGGGGUUUAAUAAAGUGUGAACAUAUAUAUUUGCACACUACACAGUAAAAGAAGCCCUGGGCGCUCAGCAGUAUUGAUUCAUUUAUUAAAAUAUUUCAUAAGUGGGUGACCGACUGGGUUCAGGUUAAGCGCCUUUGGCGUGGUGCGCGUGGUUAUACUUAUAUAAUAUAGUGAAGCAAAAUCGCCAUGAAACUUUUUUUUCAGAUGAGCAGAGUGCAGUUAGUUAAUAAUUCAUCAUAAUGACCACCCUGGUGACAAUAAUGGCCAGGUGAUUAGGAUUUAAUUCCAGGUCAUAAAGAAUUUAGAAGCUUUUAAAUGAACGUGGGUUCAUCAGUUUGGAUUUAUGUCUUUAGCAUGUGAUCCCAACUGGUUUCAUAACCGUGGUAAUAAAGGAGAAUACGCAAGUGAAACAUACAUAUGCCCCAAAAACAAUGAUUUAUAAGGAAUGAUGGAGUCUUCAUGUUCGAAUCGUGAGCACAUGAUGCAGAAUGUUACGGACAGCACAGAAUGUUAGGAGGGGUGUUGAAAACCGUGAUGUGCUUAUGUCAUGAUAGGUGUCUUGUUGACAUCAGUCGGGGGAUAUGAAGCGUGUCCCUAUAAGCCUGGAGAGCCUUUCGUCCAGUGGCACUUCAAACCAGGAGUUUCUGCUAAAAAGCCUUGCUAAAGUGCCCGUCUGUGCGUCACCCUUUUUGUGACAGGUGAAGCCAGAAAUGCGUGAGAGUGACAUCAGCUGAUUCCAUAUUGAUGAGGCUGUCAACCUUGCAAAAGUCCUGCCACACACUUUAAUUAUUGAAGUCCGUCAUCAUUACUCAGAAACUGUCCAGUUCCGCUGAGUCAGCGCUUUCUUAAAAAAAAAUACCGGAGCAUUCAUUAACGGCAUCGACGCCGUCGGUAAGCAAAGAUGGUGGAAGAGUUACACUUGAGAGACGGGAGCAGCCUGUGAGGAGGAUUAGAAGCGUCUGGGAGACUCUGCCUGAAUGUUGUUGCAUCACGCGAGACUCAUCUUUUGUCAGCUGUCUACGCUUUCUUCUGAAGAGCACAAUGAGUGUUUGAUGUUUCAGCAACAUCUCUGUAUUUCUACUGUGACAUUUGCUGUUGCUCUCUGGACAAAUGAGUCAUUAAAAAAAGAA